GUAGUGGCAACAUCUUAUUGGAGUUUAUUUAUUUGUGACAUUUUUGACAUUUCUACAAUUAGCCGUACCGAAAAAAAAGAUUUGGUCUUUGGAUUCUACAUAAAAUAACAAAUAAAGGCUUUAGAAUAAAUACAAUUAGACCAAAUUGCAUCAGCCAUGUCUGAGUCCUAUGAAUAUUUGUUUAAAUUCUUAGUGAUAGGAAGUGCGGGUACAGGAAAAUCAAGUCUUCUUAACAAUUUUAUAGGAAAUAAAUUUAAAGAAGAUCGAUGUCAUACGAUCGGGGUAGAAUUUGGAUCUAAGAUUAUAAAUAUAGGAGGCAAAUCAACAAAACUACAAAUAUGGGACACAGCAGGACAAGAAAGAUUCCGUUCAGUUACACGAUCAUACUACAGAGGAGCUGCUGGAGCGUUACUUGUAUAUGACAUUACAUCUCGUGACUCUUUUAAUGCUUUAUCUAACUGGUUAAGAGAUGCGAGGACAUUGGCAAGUCCUAACAUAGUCAUAUUACUUGUCGGCAAUAAAAAAGAUUUAGAGGAAUCAAGAGAAGUAACUUUUACUGAAGCUAGUCAAUUUGCACAGGAUAAUGAACUGAUGUUUCUUGAAAGUAGUGCAAAGUCUGGAGAAAAUGUCGAAGAAGCAUUCUUGAAAUGUUCUAAAACAAUUCUUGCUAAAAUAGAGACUGGAGAAUUGGAUCCUGAAAGAAUAGGUUCCGGAAUACAGUAUGGAACAGGAACCUCUAAGAGAUUAUCGGCACCAAAGAAGACUGUAAGAGCACCAUCAGAUUGUGCCUGCCAUGUGUAGCAAGUUUUAAUUUUUAAGUUUAAAGUAAUCAAAAAAUAAUCCUUAAUUGGAUUCAUAACUCUCUCUUUGAAUGUGAUGUACUUUGUUUAUAACAUAUCAGUCAGUGCAAAGGUAGAAGACCUAAAUCGGCAAAAUGUAACUUUUGGUAAAAGAGGUUUAUAGCUAUUUUCUU
This is a messenger RNA of Vanessa tameamea, 973 nucleotides long. It is a transcript of the gene Rab4, whose product is annotated as ras-related protein Rab-4B. Gene Ontology annotation, molecular function: GTPase activity; GTP binding. NCBI's taxonomy places the organism in Eukaryota, Metazoa, Arthropoda, Insecta, Lepidoptera, Nymphalidae. Bases 157 to 801 code for a protein of 214 amino acids. Gene Ontology annotation, cellular component: plasma membrane; recycling endosome. The transcript is spliced from 4 exons. The record is from RefSeq and is a predicted model, not a curated record. Gene Ontology annotation, biological process: Rab protein signal transduction; regulation of endocytosis; vesicle-mediated transport.